Salvia hispanica is the source of this 1163-nucleotide messenger RNA. RefSeq names its product E3 ubiquitin-protein ligase RSL1-like. NCBI's taxonomy places the organism in Eukaryota, Viridiplantae, Streptophyta, Magnoliopsida, Lamiales, Lamiaceae. The record is from RefSeq and is a predicted model, not a curated record. Gene Ontology annotation, biological process: protein ubiquitination. Gene Ontology annotation, molecular function: ubiquitin-protein transferase activity; nucleic acid binding; zinc ion binding.
AAUCAGAUUAUUGGUGAAGAGAUGGUUGAGUUGAAAGCUUUGAUUGAAGGACUUGAAGCCGCCGUGAUGCUGGAGUUAAAGAGGGUUACCAUCGUUACUGAUAAUCGGUUGCUGUACUCGCAUAUCACUGGCAAAAACCGGGAGAUCAGGGAAACUUUUGCUGUGCUAUCUAACCAGAUAGAUCUUCUUCUGCGGAAAUUAGGCAAUCCUGGUGCAUCUUUUGUAACUCGCCAUGAUAAUGCGUUUGCUGUUGAACUUGCUCGGAAGGCAAUUGCAUUUGAGGUCAAUCGAUCAGCAGGAAGCAGUGGCACAAAGAAUCUGAUGAAGACAUGCACAAUAUGUUUGGAAGAUACUGAUGUGGAUCAGAUGCUCUUAAUUGCAGGUUGUCUGCAUAGCUACUGCUUGUCAUGUAUGUCAAAAUAUGUCCACUAUAAGUUGCUUCAGGGCAUUCUACCUAAAUGCCCCGGUGAGAACUGCAAAUCUCUGUUGGAACUUGAUAGUUGCAGAAAGUUCUUGACUCCGGAAUUGUUCGACAUAAUGUGCCAGCGUGUGAAGGAAGAAUCAAUCCCACCAGCGGAGAAAAUUUAUUGCCCCUACUCAAGAUGUUCUACUUUGUUAUCGAAAACAGAGCUUCAAGGUUCCAAGGGUGAUGCUAUUGAAGUAUUGGGUUGUAGGAAGUGCUCUCAUUGUGGUGGCCUUUUCUGCAUCAAUUGCAAAGUCCCUUGGCAUAGUAAUAUGAGCUGCUCUGCAUUUAAAACCGGUAAUCCCAGCUCCAGUAAUGAAAAGAAACUGAAGUCAUUGGCUACUAAGAAUCUCUGGCGUCAAUGUCCCCAGUGCAGCCAUAUGGUUUCACUUUCUGUAGGAUGCUACCACAUUUACUGCAGGUGUGGGCACGAGUUUUGCUAUACAUGUGGAGCAGAAUGGCGAAACAAGAAAGCUACAUGUCGUUGUCCUAUCUGGGACGAGCACAACAUCGUAUAUGAUAACUAAGAUUGAGAAGAAGCAAGAUAGAGUGUGAUGCUCGGUGCUGCUACGCUCCUUGUUCCUUGGUAAAGCUCACUUUUAGGCAGGCUGACUUUCUUUUUGCAAGAUGAGAAUCUGAUGGAUAUAACAUACUCAUCCAUAUGCUUUUGUUUUGUUUCCUGCGCAAUUUUUGUGUAAUC